UGCUGUUGCAAAUCAAGUGACACCAUUAAACUAUGACAUAGCCGGAGAAAUAGAAAUCUCUUUUACUGCAUCGAAUGAGGACAUUGAUGUUUCUGUUGAUAAGAUAGAAUUAAUUGCAUGUGAACAGUCAACCUCAGCAGGUCCAACCACUGUUUCAUCAGCUACAUCGGGACCUCCGAUGACUAGUGGAAUCACAGGUUUACCAAGUAUAACGACAGUGCCACUAGUAGGUCAAACAGGAGGACCACCAUCUACUACAGCAGUUCCAUCGACGACAGGUGCAACCGAAGGAACAACAUCUUCAACGGUAGCAGGACCAUCGGGUUCAACUUCAGGUGCACCGAGUACAACAACAGCACCAUCGACAGGUCCAACAGAAGGACAAUCAACUUCAAUGGCGACACCGACGCCAUCACCUGCACCGGAGGAAUGCCCAUCUAUUAAUUUGAUGGAAGACUCAGGAGUUGGUCUGUCAAUAUCAUAUGACGAUGAGAUAAUAUCAGCUGACGCUUUAAUUGGUCUUCAAAACUCGGAUGAUAAUCGAAGUUUAACUGUACAGUCAUCAUCGACAUUAACUAUUUCACUUACCCAAGUAUCAAGACUUAUGUCAAUCAAUGUGAAUGGAGACAAUAUUCAGGAGAUUACAUUGACUUAUAUAGAUGAAAUCACAAACGUGAUCAAAACGGUCAUGAUUAGCAGUAAUGAAAAUACAUUAUUGAAUUAUGACGCUGCGAAAGUAUUAAAAAUUUCCUUUACUGGAGUUGAAGACAAUGAUGUGUCCAUUGAUAUGAUUGAAUUGAUUGUCUGUGAUCUACCAAGAACGUCAUCUUUAACAACAGGUCCACAUAUAAUGACUUCAGAACCACUUGCAAAUUCGAUUAUACCUUCCUUGACUACAGCAACAGCAACACCAUGCGAUUCAGUCGAUGGUAUGUCAAGUCCUGCAUUAAUUCCUGACGGAAGUAUUGAAAUAAAUGUUCCAACACAAAACGAUAUAGAGAAAAUUCGACCUGGAGGAGAUUUAUUAAUCAUAUUCGACGAAAAGAGUGAAAACCCUACGAUAUCUAUUUUGCUUAGACAGAAACCAGAGUUAGGAAGUGUAGAAAUUUACCCGAGUUCUAAUGAAAGUAAUGUAAAUACAUACAUUGUCAGUGUACAAGAUUCUAAAGAUAUAUUACCACACCAGAUUGGAAAGGUUUACAAUGGAGACGAAAUAGCAACAUUCCCCUCUGGUGUAUUUGCAGACAAAGUUAUCAUUACACUAUUGGCAAAGAAUAAUCCUAAUCAACCGUACUAUGUAGACGUCAAACUCAAUGCCUGUUUUAUUGUAGCACCAUCUACAAAAGUGUCCACAGGGCCACCAUCUAAAACUGGAGGACCAUCUCCAGUAGUAACCACAAGUCUACCUUCUGCAACAGGAACAUCAUCUUCAGGUGUAAGCACUGGUCCACCUUCUGCAACUAGAGAACCAUCUACUGCAAAACCAACAGGUCAACCUCCUGCAACAAUAGCACCAUCUCAAGGUGUAAGUACCGGACCACCUUCUACAACUGGAGGACCAUCUCCAGUAGUAACCACAGGUCAACCUUCUCCAACAGUAGCACCAUCUCCAGUUGUAAGCGCUAGUCCAUUUUCUACAACUGGAGGACCAUCAGAAGAUAUCACCACAGCUCAAACUUCUGGAACAGAGACACCAUCUUCAGUUGUAAAUACUGUUUCACCUUUUACAACGAGGGGACCAUCAUCGGAAACAACACCGGGUCUACCUCCUGCAACAUCAGCACCAUCUCAAAGAGUAAGCACUGGUCCACCUUCUGCAACUGGAGGACCAUCUCCAGCAAUAACCACAAGUCAGCCUUCUGCAACAAGAACAUCAUCUCCGGUUGUAAGCACUGGUCCACCUUCUGCAACUGGAGGACCAUCUCUAGUAGUAACCACUAGUCUACCUUCUGCAACAGGAACACCAUCUCCAGUUGUAAGCACUGGUCCACCUUCUGCAACUGGAGGACCAUCUCCAGUAGUAACCACAAGUCUACCUUCUACAACAGUAGCACCAUCUCCAGUUGUAAGCACUGGUCCACCUUCUGCAACUGCAGGACCAUCUCCAGUAGUAACCACUAGUCUACCGUCUGCAACAGGAACACCAUCUCCAGUUGUAAGCACUGGUUCACCUUCUGCAACUGGAGGACCAUCUCUAGUAGUAACCACAAGGCUACCUUCUGCAACAGGAACACCAUCUCCAGUUGUAAGCACUGGUCCACCUUCUGCAACUGGAGGACCAUCUCUAGUAGUAACCACAAGGCUACCUUCUGCAACAGGAACACCAUCUCCAGUUGUAAGCACUGGUCCACCUUCUGCAACUGGAAGACCAUCUCCAGUAGUAACCACUAGUCUACCUUCUGCAACAGGAACACCAUCUCCAGUUGUAAGCACUGGUCCACCUUCUGCAACUGGAGGACCAUCUCUAGUAGUAACCACAAGGCUACCUUCUGCAACAGUAGCACCAUCUCCAGGAGUAAGCACUGGUCCACCUUCCGCAACUGGAGGACCAUCUCCAGUAGAAACCACUAGUCUACCGUCUGCAACAGGAACACCAUCUCCAGUUGUAAGCACUGGUCCACCUUCUGGAACUGGUGGACCAUCUCCAGCAGUAACCACAAGUCAACCUUCUGCAACAGGAACACCAUCUCCAGUUGUAAGCACUGGUCUACCUUCUGCAACUGGAGGACCAUCUCCAGUAGUAACCAAAAGUCUACCUUCUUCAAAAGGAACACCAUCUCCAGUUGUAAGCACUGGUCCACCUUCUGCAACUGCAGGACCAUCUCCAGUAGUUACCACUAGUCUACCGUCUGCAACAGUAGCACCAUCUCCAGUUGUAAGCACUGGUCCACCCUCUGCAACUGGAGGACCAUCUCCAGUAGAAACCACUAGUCUACCGUCUGCAACAGGAACACCAUCUCCAGGUGUAAGCACUAGUCCACCUUCUGCAACAGGAACACCAUCUCCAGUUGUAAGCACUGGUCCACCUUCUGGAACUGGAGGUCCAUCUCCAGUAGUAACCACUAGUCUACCGUCUGCAACAGGAACACCAUCUCCAGGUGUAAGCACUGGUCCACCUUCUGCAACUAGAGGACCACCUCCAGUAGUAACCACAAAUAUACCUUCUGCUACAGGAACACCAUCUCCAGUUGUAAGCACUGGUCCACCUUCUGCAACUGGAGGACCACCUCCAGCAGUUACCACAAGUCAACCUUCUGCAACAGGAACACCGUCUCCGGUUGUAAGCACUGGUCCACCUUCUGCAACUGGCGGCCCAUCUCCAGUAGUAACCACUAGUCUACCGUCUGCAACAGGAACACCAUCUCCAGUUGUAAGCACUGGUCUACCUUCUGCAACUGGAGGUCCAUCUCCAGUAGUAACCACAAGUCUAACGUCUGCAACAGGAACACCCUCUCCAGGUGUAAGCACUGGUCCACCUUCUGCAACUGGAGGACCAUCUCCAGUAGUAACCACAAAUCUACCGUCUGCAACAGGAACACAAUCUCCAGUUGUAAGCACUGGUCUACCUUCUGCAACUGGAGGACCAUCUCCAGUAGUAACCACAAGUCUACCUUCUACAACAUUAGCACCAUCUCCAGGAGUAAGCACUGGUCCAACUUCUGCAACUGGAACACCAUCUCCAGUAUUAACCACUAGUCUACCGUCUGCAACAGGAACACCAUCUCCGGUUGUAAGCACUGGUCCAUCUUCUGCAACUGGAGGACCAUUUCCAGUAGUAACCACAAAUCUACCUUCUGCAACAGGAACACCAUCUCAAGUUGUAAGCACUGGUCCACCUUCUACAACUGGAGGACCAUCUACUGCAAAAACCACAGGUCAACCUCCUGCAACAGAAGCACCAUCUCCAGGUGUAAGUACCGGUCUACCUUCUACAACUGGAGGAACAUCUGCAGCAGUAACCACAAGUCUACCUUCUGCAACAGUAGCACCAUCUCCAGGUGUAAGCACUGGUCUACCUUCUGCAACUGGAACAUCAUCUCCAGUUGUAAGCACUGGUCCACCUUCUGCAACUGCAGGACCAUCUCCAGUAGUUACCACUAGUCUACCGUCUGCAACAGUAGCACCAUCUCCAGUUGUAAGCACUGGUCCACCUUCUGCAACUGGCGGCCCAUCUCCAGUAGUAACCACUAGUCUACCGUCUGCAACAGGAACACCAUCUCCAGUUGUAAGCACUGGUCUACCUUCUGCAACUGGAGGUCCAUCUCCAGUAGUAACCACAAGUCUACCGUCUGCAACAGGAACACCAUCUCCAGGUGUAAGCACUGGUCCACCUUCUGCAACUGGAGGACCAUCUCCAGUAGUAACCACAAAUCUACCGUCUGCAACAGGAACACAAUCUCCAGUUGUAAGCACUGGUCUACCUUCUGCAACUGGAGGUCCAUCUCCAGUAGUAACCACAAGUCUACCGUCUGCAACAGGAACACAAUCUCCAGGUGUAAGCACUGGUCCACCUUCUGCAACUGCAGGACCAUCUCCAGUAGUAACCACAAAUAUACCUUCUGCUACAGGAACACCAUCUCCAGUUGUAAGCACUGGUCCACCUUCUGCAACUGGAGGACCAUCUCCAGUAGUAACCACAAAUCUACCUUCUGCAACAGGAACACCAUCUCAAGUUGUUAGCACUGGUCUACCUUCUGCAACUGAAGGUCCAUCUCCAGUAGUAACCACAAGUCUACCGUCUGCAACAGGAACACCAUCUCCAGGUGUAAGCACUGGUCCACCUUCUGCAACUGGAGGACCACCUCCAGCAGUUACCACAAGUCAACCUUCUGCAACAGGAACACCGUCUCCGGUUGUAAGCACUCGUCCACCUUCUGCAACUGGCGGCCCAUCUCCAGUAGUAACCACUAGUCUACCGUCUGCAACAGGAACACCAUCUCCAGUUGUAAGCACUGGUCUACCUUCUGCAACUGGAGGACCAUCUCCAGUAGUAACCACAAAUAUACCUUCUGCUACAGGAACACCAUCUCCAGUUGUAAGCACUGGUCCACCUUCUGCAACUGGAGGUCCAUCUCCAGUAGUAACCACAAGUCUACCGUCUGCAACAGGAACACCAUCUCCAGUUGUAAGCACUGGUCCACCUUCUGCAACUGGAGGUCCAUCUCCGGUAGUAACAACAAGUCUACCUUCUGCAACAGUAACACCAUCUCCAGUUGUAAGCACUGGUCCACCUUCUGCAACUGGAGGACCAUCUCCAGUAGAAACCACAAGUCUACCUUCUACAACAUUAGCACCAUCUCCAGGAGUAAGCACUGGUCCAACUUCUGCAACUGGAACACCAUCUCCAGUAUUAACCACUAGUCUACCGUCUGCAACAGGAACACCAUCUCCGGUUGUAAGCACUGGUCCAUCUUCUGCAACUGGAGGACCAUCUCCAGUAGUAACCACAAAUCUACCUUCUGCAACAGGAACACCAUCUCAAGUUGUAAGCACUGGUCCACCUUCUACAACUGGAGGACCAUCUACUGCAAAAACCACAGGUCAACCUCCUGCAACAGAAGCACCAUCUCCAGGUGUAAGUACCGGUCUACCUUCUACAACUGGAGGAACAUCUGCAGCAGUAACCACAAGUCUACCUUCUGCAACAGUAGCACCAUCUCCAGGUGUAAGCACUGGUCUACCUUCUGCAACUGGAACAUCAUCUCCAGUUGUAAGCACUGGUCCACCUUCUGCAACUGCAGGACCAUCUCCAGUAGUUACCACUAGUCUACCGUCUGCAACAGUAGCACCAUCUCCAGUUGUAAGCACUGGUCCACCUUCUGCAACUGGCGGCCCAUCUCCAGUAGUAACCACUAGUCUACCGUCUGCAACAGGAACACCAUCUCCAGUUGUAAGCACUGGUCUACCUUCUGCAACUGGAGGUCCAUCUCCAGUAGUAACCACAAGUCUACCGUCUGCAACAGGAACACCAUCUCCAGUUGUAAGCACUGGUCUACCUUCUGCAACUGGAGGUCCAUCUCCAGUAGUAACCACAAGUCUACCGUCUGCAACAGGAACACAAUCUCCAGUUGUAAGCACUGGUCUACCUUCUGCAACUGAAGGUCCAUCUCCAGUAGUAACCACAAGUCUACCGUCUGCAACAGGAACACCAUCUCCCGGUGUAAGCACUGGUCCACCUUCUGCAACUGGAGGUCCAUCUCCGGUAGUAACAACAAGUCUACCGUCUGCAACAGUAACACCAUCUCCAGUUGUAAGCACUGGUCCACCUUCUGCAACUGGAGGACCAUCUCCAGUAGAAACCACAAGUCUACCUUCUACAACAUUAGCACCAUCUCCAGGAGUAAGCACUGGUCCAACUUCUGCAACUGGAACACCAUCUCCAGUAUUAACCACUAGUCUACCGUCUGCAACAGGAACACCAUCUCAGGUUGUAAGCACUGGUCCACCUUCUGCAACUGGAGGACCAUCUCCAGUAGUAACCACAAAUCUACCUUCUGCAACAGGAACACCAUCUCAAGUUGUAAGCACUGGUCCACCUUCUACAACUGGAGGACCAUCUACUGCAAAAACCACAGGUCAACCUCCUGCAACAGAAGCACCAUCUCCAGGUGUAAGUACCGGUCUACCUUCUACAACUGGAGGAACAUCUGCAGCAGUAACCACAAGUCAACCUUCUGCAACAGUAGCACCAUCUCCAGGUGUAAGCACUGGUCUACCUUCUGCAACUGGAACAUCAUCUCCAGUUGUAAGCACUGGUCCACCUUCUGCAACUGCAGGACCAUCUCCAGUAGUUACCACUAGUCUACCGUCUGCAACAGUAGCACCAUCUCCAGUUGUAAGCACUGGUCCACCUUCUGCAACUGGAGGACCAUCUCCAGUAGUAACCACUAGUCUACCGUCUGCAACAGGAACACCAUCUCCAGGUGUAAGCACUGGUCCACCUUCUGCAACAGGAACACCAUCUCCAGUUGUAAGCACUAGUCCACCUUCUGCAACUGGAGGUCCAUCUUCAGUAGUAACCACAAGACUACCUUCUGUACCAGUAGCACCAUCUCCAGGAGUAAGCACUGGUCCACCUUCUCCAACUGUAGGACCAUCUCCAGCAGUAACCACAAGUCAGCCUUCUGCAACAAUAGCACCAUCUCCAGGUGUAAGCACUGGUCUACCUUCUGCAACAGGAACACCAUCUCCAGGUGUAAGCACUGGUCUACCUUCUGUAACUGGAGGACCAUCUCCUCCAGUAGUAACCACAAGUCUACCUUCGGCAACAGUUGGACCAUCUCCAGGUGUAAGCACUGGUCCACCUUCUACAACUUUAGGACCAUCUCCAGCAGUUACCACAGGUCAACCUUCUGCAACAGUUGCACCAUCUCAAGGUAUAAGCACUGGACCACCUUCUACAACUGAACUAACACCAGGUCUACCACCUGCAACAAUAGCACCAUCUGUAGGUGUUAUCACUGGUCAACCUUCUACAACUGGAGGACCAACACAAGAAAUCACCACAGGUCAACCUUCUGAAACAGGAACACCAUCUCCAGGUUUUUGUAAAUUUACUCAAAACGAGUUUUUUGAUAACUUUGGGUAUGAACAAAUGGGACUUAUUGGAUAUAUUGAGAAAGAUAACCAGCCAGGAAUAACUGAUAACGAGGAAAAGAUUUAUAUCGGAUCUACCGUGGAGGCAGGUGUUGUUGUCGUGGUGGGAUGUAGUAACUGUUCAUGCGAAGAAGACGGAACAAUUGGUUGUGAGAUUGGAGAGUGUCAAGAUUGUAAAUAUUCAGAUUGGGGAGAAUGGUCUCAAUGUACAAGGGAUUGUGAUGUGGGAUCAAUGUCUAGAACACGCACCAAACUCUCCUUGACAACACCGGAUAGGUGCCCAGAUGACUUGAUUCAGAGGCAAGAUUGUAAUAUUCACAGUUGUCCUAAACCAACAACGGCGGAAAUUUGUGGACCUUGGGAUGAUUGGACGGAUUGUAGUGUUGACAGCAGCAACCCGACGUGUACAGAAGGUACAAGGUCGAGACAACGAAAUUGUACUGGUGAAAUUAUACGUGAAGUACAAAGCUGUUCAAAUGACUGUCCUCCAAAUCCAGAAUGUGAGGAACCUAGAAUCUUACUGACAAAACCUAGAUGUGAGAUGUCAUGCUUUACCUUACAAAAUCCUGAAACUUGUUCUGAAGAUGAAGACUUCGAACCAAGGUGUGGUUGUAAAGAAGGAUAUGUUAUUGAUGAAGCCACUGAAGAUUGUGUUCCUGUAGAGUACUGUGUCUGCUACAAAUCUGACGGGGUACCAGUUAAUGUUGGAAUGUCUUUCCCAGGCCCUUCAGCCUGUCAGGAAUGCAUUUGUAAUGGACCAUCAAACUAUUUUUGCUAUGAAAAACCAGAUUGUUGUGAAUGGAACGGUUGGACAGACUGGGGUGAAUGCGAUUCCAAUUGUGAAACUGGUGUCAAAAGGCGCUAUAGAACUUUGAAUAUUGGGGAGUUGGAAUUUUGUGGUAAUGACAUGGAAACCGAAAGUUGUGAACCUAAGGACACAACGGAAUGUCACGUGUGCGAGGUUGAUGGUGUAUCUUAUGCACUCGGAGAUCUCAUCAGUACACAGAAUAAUGCAUGUGUCAAAUGUUACUGUUAUUCUGAUGGCCCACAGUGUGUUAAUGACCCAAAUACAAGCGUUAAUGGAAAUUGGAAUGAAUGGACAUCAUGGUCAAUAUGCACAACAUCUUGUGAAGGUGGCAUGAAGACUAGAACAAGACAGUGCAAUAAUCCGCUACCUAUGUGUAACGGGUCACCUUGUGAAGGUCAAAAUCAAGAAUAUGAACAUUGUAACAUCGAUGUUUUAUGUUGUACAACAAAUGAUUGGAGCGAUUGGACAGAAUGCCCAACAAGUUGCAGUAAUGGUGAAAAUCAAAUACGGACUCGCCAGUUUGUUAUGCCGUUUAAUUCAACAAGUUGUCCUGGUGUUGAACUGGUUGACACUCGUGAAUGUAGCUUUACUAAUUGUGAAUGUAUCUAUAACUAUGUCCCGGCUGAUCAAUGUUACAGUAAUAAUGGAGAAGACUGUGGCAGUGGUGUAAGAGAAUUACAGGGCACUUUACAAAGUGGUAGUGAGGAUUGUGCUGACCGCGAUACAAUUUAUGAACAAUGCCAUCUUCCAUCAUGUGUAUGUGACAAGGAAAAUGAAAUGUGGAGUGUAUAUUCUACAUGUGUUGAAAAGUAUUGUGCCAACAUAACAAGUCCUGUAGAAAUUAGUGCUGAUUGUGAUCACGAAGGCUGUAUAUGUGGAGAAGGUUAUUUUAGGAAUGAAUUACGUGAAUGUGUAACAUUUGAGGAGUGUGCUAAAUGUCGGUACAAUGGCGUGGAUUAUAUGCCGGCUGAUUUCAUAAACUCUGAGGAUCGGUGUGAAAUUUGCGAAUGUAUAAAUGGUGAAGUAAAAUGUACGAGACAGUGUAAUGAACCUACUGAAUGUCUACCGGGCGAAGUACUUGAUUACGAAACAGACGAUGCUUGUUGUCGAUCAUGUAUUCCAGAGCAGACUACAUGUAAAAUGGUUACUGAACGUAAGGUUCUUGAAUAUGGCAUUGGAUCCAGCCUUUGUCGUACAAAUGGAAGUAUAGAAAUAUCAUACUGUUCUGGUGGAUGUGGAACCAGUUUUAUGGCGCCCCUUCUUGUACUAGAGGGAAUAGAUACUUCAAUUUCCUUUAACAAACAAUGCAAAUGUUGUUCAGGAACAACUGAAAGAUUCCAGAUUUUGGAUAUUGUCUGUGUUGACCCAGCUGGACCGAUAAAGGCUUACAUUCCUGUUAUAAAACCUGGGUCCUGUAAAUGUGAUGCUUGUUUAAUAACAGCAUCUGGAGUGGUACAAGAAAAAGCUGCGAAAAUAAUCGAUAAUCUGAACGAUAUAUUAUAGUACUUUCCAUAUUGAAUUGUUAUUAAUAAAUGUUUGCAUUGCA
Molecule: messenger RNA, 9950 nt
Organism: Mytilus californianus (California mussel)
Lineage: Eukaryota; Metazoa; Mollusca; Bivalvia; Mytilida; Mytilidae
Product: mucin-2-like
Exons: 33
Coding region: 179-9907 (3242 amino acids)
Biological process (GO): cell adhesion
Cellular component (GO): extracellular matrix
Molecular function (GO): protein binding
Source: RefSeq, a predicted model, not a curated record